AUGUCUGAUAUGCUGCGCCGAGUAAGGGAGAAUCAUGAGCUUCAUGGCAUCCGUCCUAACUGGAUAGGCGAGGAGGUUUUUCAUGAUCUUGUUACAUAUUGGAGGAGUCCAGAAUUCCGGGCUAAAUCAGAAACUUUUAAGAAGAUGAGGGCAUCUGAAAAGGGCGGUUGUGUCAACACAGUUGGAAGUAUUAGCACCGCCGAGCAUGCCCGACGAUUGGCUAAGGAGUUGGGGAGAAAACCAUUGAUGCCUGAGCUGAUUUCGAGGACCCGGACAAGGAGAUCGGGAGGUUUUGUCGACGAGCGCACGAAGUUGUAUCUUGAAGAUUAUGAUAGGCGACUUGCCAUUUUUCUGGAAAAUAAUCCUCAAUUCAUGCCAGCAGAGGGGGAGCCGCUAAAUGCGGAUGUUGAUCACUAUAUCUGGUGUGAGGUUAUUAAAGAAAAAGGACCUAAUGGUUGCUUUUUUGGUGCUGGAAAUUUGGCGGCCAGCUAUAGACGUGGUGACCGCAAUCUGUUUCAAAGACUUCAGGAUGGAGAGGGUGGAUCGCGUCAACCAAAUCUGACACAGGAACAAACUGAAUUAGUAAGGCAAUUGGCGAGACGCGAAAGUGAGGCCCAGAUCGAGAUGAUGCGGAAGAAGCAGGCUGAUAUGGAGGAGCAGCAUGUGCGACAGAUGGAGGGAAAAAUGGCAGGCAACCCCACACGACUUAGACAGGGCAGAGAGACCCAAAUAACGUCGGCUAGACGCGAGCGGGCGACACAGUUGGCAUCGACACAAGGAAGGGGUAGAGUACAAGUACCCGUGCAUAUGGAUGAGGCUGGUUCCUCAUCUGGAUCGAGGAGUCGGCUGGCUCGGGUGUCUUCUUCCCGUCAGGAUGAGGUACGAGAGGAUGAGGAGGAGGUGAGAUACGAGGAGGAUGAGGAGAUACCUGAUGUUGACCCUCCGCACGCGGAGGAGGAGGAGAAUGGCUUCCCGGGAGGAAAGGCUGACGAUAAAAUCCGUUAA
Molecule: messenger RNA, 1005 nt
Organism: Vicia villosa (hairy vetch)
Lineage: Eukaryota; Viridiplantae; Streptophyta; Magnoliopsida; Fabales; Fabaceae
Exons: 5
Coding region: 1-1005 (334 amino acids)
Source: RefSeq, a predicted model, not a curated record